Messenger RNA from Halichondria panicea, 904 nucleotides. RefSeq names its product exosome complex component MTR3-like. NCBI's taxonomy places the organism in Eukaryota, Metazoa, Porifera, Demospongiae, Suberitida, Halichondriidae. Bases 38 to 847 code for a protein of 269 amino acids. Gene Ontology annotation, cellular component: nucleolus; cytoplasmic exosome (RNase complex); nuclear exosome (RNase complex). Gene Ontology annotation, biological process: nuclear mRNA surveillance; U4 snRNA 3'-end processing; rRNA catabolic process. The transcript has 10 exons. The record is from RefSeq and is a predicted model, not a curated record.
UGCGCAAAACCAUGUGCUAUUUUAUUAUGUAACUGUGAUGCCAGAUAACAGAAGAAUACAAGGUCCUGAGGAGAGCUUCAGUCCUUUGCUGUACCUCCGUGAGGAGGACAAGCCUCAAAUCAAGACACUGAUAAAUUCUAAUGGCCAACGGUUGGAUGGUAGAACUCUCAAUGAACUAAGGCCAACAUGCAUGCAAACUGGAAUCAAUCCACAUGCCACGGGAUCAGCUUACCUUGAAACUGGCAGUACUAAAAUCCUCUGCACAAUAUAUGGACCUAAAGAGUCGGUAAGGAGAGAAGAAUUUGCUACCAGUGGACGUGUUGUGUGUGAGUUCAAGUAUGCUCCUUUUUCUUGUGCAAGAAGACGGCAGUACCAUCAGGACGUAGAAGAGAAAGAUUUCUCAUCUUUUGUCACAAAUGCUCUCACUAGAUCAGUCAAGCUCGACGCUUUCCCUAAACUUCAACUAGAAGUGAAUAUCCUGAUCUUGGAAAAUGGAGGCAGUGCUCUUGCUGGAUCUAUCAACUGUGCUAGUUUGGCAUUGGCGGACAGUGGUCUGGAGAUGUAUAAUAUGCCAGUUGCCUCUACAGUGGCAGUUCACAAGUCGGGCUGCUUAAUAGACCCUUCCAUAUGUGAAGAGUAUACCAAUGAUGAGGUGAUUAGACAUCCCGACAUCAGUGGGUCAAUGACGGUGGCUUAUCUCACAGCAAUACAAGAGAUCAGUGGGUUUAAACAAGAUGGGGUUAUGGAAGUUGGACGUAUUCGCAAGGGGGUGGACAUGUGCUUGGGUGGGUGCUUAAGAAUCCUCAAGAGUAUGAGAGAAUACCUAGAGACUGUCACAGCUCAGUAAUUUGAUUUGUAAUAGUUUACUUAAUACCCUGGUGAAAUUAAUCAUUGGUGAUUGAUA